Messenger RNA from Cicer arietinum (chickpea), 5585 nucleotides. RefSeq lists its product as uncharacterized. Gene Ontology annotation, molecular function: protein binding. The record is from RefSeq and is a predicted model, not a curated record. Gene Ontology annotation, cellular component: cytoplasm. Lineage: Eukaryota; Viridiplantae; Streptophyta; Magnoliopsida; Fabales; Fabaceae.
ACGCAAAGGUGCACCCCUUCUUAUUUUGGUGUUGCAAACAUAGGAGCGAAAUUCAGAUUUUCAUUUAAUCUUCUGACAAAUUGUUUUCCUGAUUGAAAUCGAGUUGGUAUUGUUAUAGUUUAGAUUAAAGUAUAAAAUUAACGGAGUAGCUUACUUGUAAAAUCUUGAUGAUUAAUUAGUAGUUAGUUACUGGUGAGGGCUGAAUCAAAAUUCGGUGUGGUAAUUCAAACCGAAACUCGUCAUCAUCAAAAGCAAUUAAACAAUACGAAAUGCACGAGAAGGGAGUGUGGUGAGAAAUCGAAUUCGAAUUCAAAAUCGAUUAUCAAUGAAGUGCAGAUCUGUCGCGUGCAUAUGGUCAGGCACACCCUUCCCUUCCGCUCACAAACUAACCGCUGUCGUUGCUUUCACCCAACCACCAACCUCCGCCUUUUACACCGCCGGAUCCGAUGGCUCCAUCAUCUGGUGGACCCUUUCCACUUCCACUUCCUCUCCGCAAGUUAAAGCGGUUGGAGUGUUAUGUGGUCACGCAUCACCAAUCACUGAUCUCGCUCUUUGUACUCCAAUCUCACCCGAAGAAAACGACGACGUUUCAAUGACAACUAAUUUCACUGCGUUGAUAAGUGCUUCUUGUGAUGGUUUCUUGUGUGUGUGGAGUAAAAGCAGUGGACACUGUCGUUGCAGAAGGAAAUUACCACCUUGGGUUGGUACUCCACUUGUAAUUCGAACACUUCCUUCUACACCGCGAUAUGUUUGUAUAGCUUGUUCUUUUGUUGAUUAUUACUAUUCUGUUAAUGAUCAGUUAGGGGACAGAGAAAAUCACCAUAGGAAGAAUUCUAAAUCUACCAUCCUUAUUGUGGAUACAUAUUUGCUUUCCAUUACUCAAACUGUUUUUCAUGGACAUUUAUCCAUUGGUCCUAUUAAUUUUAUGUCACUGGUUUUUUCUGAUGAUGACGAGAAGAGGAAUUCGGUUUUUGUGGCUGAUUCUUUUGGGAAACAACAGAUGGUUUCCAUAUUGGAUGAGCCACACGAUUGUGUGGAAAGCUUGGCGAGUCCACACAAUGAUAAAUUGCCGUUGGAAAGUUCUUUUUCUGGUGAGGGAUUCUGCGGUGUCGAUCAAGUUGUUUUGGUUUUAACCUUUGGGAACGUUGUUGGUUUUGUAUUGAAAAAUAGAUGUAUUUUUAGGUCAUUGUUUAGUGAUACUACAAUUGGAGAGGUUUCUUUUGUGGACAACCUCUUUUUUUCAGAUGGGUGUUCCACUCAAGCACAUGCUAUUGGUGGCAUUGUUCUUGAAAGCGAUGAUGUGGGGAAUACACCUGAUACCUAUGAAUGUGGAAACUUGAUUCCAGUACAUUUUGUUGUUUGGAAUAACAGAGGUUAUGCAAUUAUCUAUGAAAUAUCGUAUCAGAAUGAUGUUUUUCAAUGUGAACCGUAUUCUGAGAUUCCUGCCGGUCAUUAUCAACCUGAAAUAAGGUUAUCUACUUUUUUCCUACAAGUGAGUCAAAAUCUUGUGUGCAUCAAGUCAGUUUGUUUUGAUCACGAGGAGCCUUUACUAUGGAGACCACAUAUCACAAUUUGGUCACUGCAUCAAUUUGAUGAUAAACCGGGCAAAUUGUGCCGUCAAUGCAGAAUGGUCAGCGAUGGUGCAUCUUUCACCGACUGGUUUGAGAAGUCUAAUCAGCUCAACAGACUUGGUGAUGUAGAUAUUAAAUCAACCUUUGGUGCAAGUCCAGGUUCUGAGGACAUAGACAACAUACAUGAGGACAUUAUAAGUAAUUAUUAUCCUUACAAGGGGAAGAUAGUUUCUUCUUCCAUGAUUAUCGCCGAGAACCUCUUUACUCCUUAUGCUGUCGUAUAUGGAUUUUUGAGUGGAGAAAUAGAGCUUGUAAGAUUUGAUCAAUUUCAAGGGAUUUUCCUGGAUGAUGAAAGUUCCAAUCCUGAUGAAAAGCCAACUGCAUGCAAACAGAAUUUCACAGGACAUACAGGUGCCGUACUUUGUUUGGCAGCGCAUCAAAUGAUGGGCAGUGCCAAAAGCUGCACUUUUAAACGGGUUUUGGUUUCUGGCAGUUUGGAUUGCACAAUCCGUAUAUGGGAUCUUGACACUGGCAGUCUUAUUAAGGUAAUGCAUCAUCAUGUGGCCGCAGUGCGUCAAAUUAUACUUCCCCCAUCUGUGACAGGACAUCCUUGGAGUGACUGUUUUCUUUCAGUUGGAGAGGAUGCAUGUGUUGCUCUUGUUUCUCUUGAGACUCUGCAGGUGGAACGAAUGCUUCCUGGACACAUGAACUAUCCUUCAAAAGUUUUAUGGGAUGGAGCAAGAGGUUAUAUUGCCUGUCUCUGUCAAACACAUUAUGGAACUUCUGAUGGUGAUGUAUUAUACAUUUGGGAUGUAAAGACAGGUUCCCGUGAGCGACUCCUACGCGGGACAGCUGCACAUUCUAUGUUUGAUCAUUUUUGUAAAAGUAUCAGUAUGAAUUCCAUAUCUGGCUCAGUGCUGAAUGGAAAUACGUCAGUCGCUUCAUUACUUCUCCCAAUAGUCGAUGAUGCAAGGCUCUCUAACUCUCCCUUAACUCAUACAGGGAACUUGCUUCCUUCAUCAAAGUCAUCACCAAGUAUUUCAAGCAUGACUGAGCUGAAUUCUUCUAAACCAAAUGCAGGUAAAGGCAAUUCACCAAAGUCAAAUUCACCAUCUCUGUUUGGUCUUUUGAGUAACAAACUUCCUAUCAAAUGCUCUUGCCCAUUCCCUGGUAUUGUGUCCCUGAGUUUUGAUCUUGCAUCGUUGAUGUUCUCUUUUCAAAAGAAUGAGUCCAUGGAGAAUGGUGAUGGCAAGCCAGUGAAUAACAAUGUGAAGCAGAAGGGUGUUCAGGAGAAAAAUCCAAGCUACCAUAAUCCAGAAACUUCAGAGGGGCACAAUUGGAUUAGCCUUUUUGAAGAAUACUUACUGCGUUACAGUUUGUCAUUUUUACAUUUGUGGAACGUAGACAGUGAGCUUGAUAAUUUGUUGAUAAGUGAUAUGAAACUGAGGAGACCAGAAAAUUUUAUUGUAGCUUCGGGUCUGCAGGGGGAUAAAGGGUCAUUAACAUUGUCAUUUCCUGGUGAGAGUGCUGCUCUUGAGCUGUGGAAGUCAUCAUCUGAGUUUUCUGCAAUGAGAUCAUUGACAAUGGUAUCCCUUGCCCAACGAUUAAUUAGCCUGUCUCACUCAAGUUCAGCGGCCAGCAGUGCAUUGGCAGCAUUCUAUACCAGGAAUUUCAUGGAAAAUUUUCCAGAUAUGAAGCCACCUUCUUUACAGCUCUUGGUGGCUUUUUGGCAAGAUGAAAGUGAACAUGUACGAAUGGCUGCACGCUCUAUAUUUCACUGUGCUGCCUCUCAUGCUAUUCCUCUACCUCUAUGCAAUUCAAAACGUAAUGAGUCAAAUAAUACAAUCUCCCGAACUGGAAGUAAAGACAAACAUCUGGGAGAUGUUAUAGUAGAAAGCAUAUCUCCGAAGACCGAAAACCAAGGAAUUUCUCAAGAUGAGGAAUCCAAAAUACUUACUUGGCUAGAAUCAUAUGAAGUGCAAGAUUGGAUUUCUUGUGUUGGUGGAACCAGUCAAGAUGCAAUGACAUCUCACAUUAUUGUAGCUGCUGCACUGGCUAUCUGGUAUCCUAGUCUUGUAAAACCUAAGCUUUCCAUGUUAGUUGUUCAUCCGUUAAUGAAGUUGGCUAUGGCCAUGAAUGAAAAAUACAGCUCCACUGCCGCUGAGCUCCUUGCAGAGGGCAUGGAGAGCACGUGGAAAGAAUACAUGGUCUCUGAGAUUCCUCAUCUAAUUGGGGAUAUUUUUUUCCAAGUAGAGUUGAGUGGCCCAUCUUCCAAGUCAGUGACAGACAUUCCAGCAACAUCUUUUUCUAUUAAACAGACUUUGGUGGAGGUUUUACUUCCAAGCUUAGCAAUGGCUGAUAUACCAGGUUUUUUGACAGUGAUCGAAAGCCAAAUUUGGUCAACUGCAUCUGAUUCACCUGUCCACAUGGUAUCCUUGUUGACUCUCAUAAGGAUUAUGCGUGGUUCUCCAAGAAAUUUGGCUCACUACCUUGACAAGGUUGUCAACUUCAUUUUACAGACUAUAGAUCCUAGCAACUCAGUUAUACGGAAGGCAUGCUUCCAGAGUUCAAUGACAACUUUCAAAGAAGUUGUACGUGUAUAUCCUAUGGUUGCGUUCAACGAGUCUUGGACCAGACUAGCAGUUGGAGAUGUGAUUGGAGAAGUUAACAAUGCAAGCAUUAGGGUUUAUGAUAUGCAAAGUGUGACAAUGAUAAAAGUUUUGGAUGCAAGUGGGCCACCUGGACUUCCAAAUUUGCUCACAGCAACGGCUUCGGGAACAGUGUUAACUACUGCGAUCUCAGCGCUAAGCUUUUCGCCAGAUGGAGAGGGGCUCGUUGCAUUUUCGGAACAUGGGCUCAUGAUUAGAUGGUGGUCACUGGGAUCUUUCUGGUGGGAGAAACUGAGCCGUAACUAUGUUCCUGUCCAGUGCACAAAACUAAUCUUUGUUCCUCCUUGGGAAGGAUUCUCUCCUAAUUCAUCACGGUCAAGCAUUAUGGCCAACAUUUUGGAUACUGAAAAGCAGCUGAAUUUGCCGGAUAAUACGAGGGAUUCAAAUCAUGGGGACAGUUUGAAGCAAUUGCUCCAUAAUCUGGACCUCUCUUAUCGAUUAGAAUGGGUUGAUGACCGGAGAGUACUUCUUACAAGGCAUGGUAAUGAAUUGGGCACUUUUCAGUUGUAACGAUUCACUAAAACUCGUGCUGGGAAUUUCAGUGAUUUUACAAUUUUAGUUGAGGCGUUACGGUGACAUGGCCCUUUAGCAUGUAUAGCAGCUCAAACCAGCAGCAGAAGAUUUUUUAAUCGGCUCAUUAACUAGAAUACUUCUGGAGGUGAUAUUCAUUGGAGCCCUUACAAUUAUGAGGAUUGAUUGAGAUCAGCAAAGAUGGACUCAGGUCCUCUUAGUGAUUCUCCUCGGGAAGUCCUUCAAAAAGGAAUGUGUUGGACAGAACCAAAAGCCAAUUGGAUGGUAUCCGAUGGUCUUAGUGCCAUGCGGGAUAACUUAGGCUAUCAUUUUGCAACAAUACUGGUAAAUGGAGAAAGAGAGCCUUACAAUUUCGGAACUGUUGGGAACUUAUUCGGGUUGUGGACCAAAUAAUCACUAAGUUGUUCAAAAUGAUAUCACGACUGUGAUCGUCUAUUUGGUCACUGCAUAUAAAUUAGUUAAUUUUUUUUUGUAAGUCCCCAAAGAAUAACGGGGAAAUGUUAGUCUUGAUAGUUAGUAAGCAGAGAGGUUUGUGCAGUUUUUUUCUAAAAUAUAUUUGAUAAGAGAAAAUUAUGUUGAUAUCUUCUGUUCUCUGUAUUUUACAGAAGUCGGGCAUUUUAUUUUAUACCUUGAAAUUUGUACGAGCCUUCGGUUUCUCUUGAAGUUUUAACGAGUAUAGUUGUUUACCGAGGAUCAAAUUGAGAUCAUGCACAACAUGAUAUUUGAUUGAACAAAAGGAAAGCAACUAUACAAGCAAGGGGCAAUUGCUACUUAAGGUUGUUUUGUGUAGAAAUAAGAAAUCUAUUAUCUGUUA